Aspergillus heteromorphus CBS 117.55 is the source of this 576-nucleotide messenger RNA. Its product is annotated as peptidylprolyl isomerase. The record is from RefSeq and is a predicted model, not a curated record. Gene Ontology annotation, molecular function: peptidyl-prolyl cis-trans isomerase activity; DNA binding. Bases 66 to 443 code for a protein of 125 amino acids. The transcript has 3 exons. Gene Ontology annotation, biological process: rRNA processing. Lineage: Eukaryota; Fungi; Ascomycota; Eurotiomycetes; Eurotiales; Aspergillaceae.
CUCUUUAACCUCCUUUAAACCCCACAGCCUCCAUCCUCGAACAAUAAUAUAAAUCCUCCGCAACCAUGGCCCCCAAGAACAAAGGCGGCGACAAGAAAGGCAAAGAGAGCGGCGGGGGCGGCGGCGACAAGGGCGGUGGAAAGGGUCUCAAGCCCGCGACUGCUAUUAACGUGAGGCAUAUUCUGUGCGAAAAGUUCUCCAAAAAGGAAGAAGCUCUGGAAAAGCUCCGCAACGGAUCCAAGUUCGACGAGGUAGCGAGGGAGUUCUCCGAGGAUAAGGCCAGACAGGGCGGGUCACUUGGAUGGAAAGUCCGGGGAAGUCUGGAUGCGGCGUUUGAGAAGGCGGCGUAUGAGUUGGAGCCGAGCACGACGGGGAGUCCGAAGUUCGUGGACAUCAAGACGGGGUUCGGGUAUCAUAUUAUUAUGGUUGAGGGGAGGAGAUAGAUAUACCUACCUACUUGCCUAUCUACCUACCUAACAAAGUACUAAAUGGUAAUUGAAUGUUUGAGAUGGGUGUGUUGUGUUGUGUUGGUGGAGUUUAAUACCCAAAUCACUACACUACCACUAUCUUUGUGAG